Messenger RNA from Sphaerodactylus townsendi, 2802 nucleotides. RefSeq names its product GATA binding protein 3 (gene GATA3). The transcript is spliced from 6 exons. Gene Ontology annotation, cellular component: nucleus. Lineage: Eukaryota; Metazoa; Chordata; Lepidosauria; Squamata; Sphaerodactylidae. Gene Ontology annotation, molecular function: zinc ion binding; RNA polymerase II cis-regulatory region sequence-specific DNA binding; DNA-binding transcription factor activity, RNA polymerase II-specific. The record is from RefSeq and is a predicted model, not a curated record. Bases 726 to 2063 code for a protein of 445 amino acids. Gene Ontology annotation, biological process: immune system development; cell fate commitment; regulation of epithelial cell differentiation.
GAGCCGACCAGGUUCUCCCUCGGGUCCUCCCCUGGAACUUUUUCCGAGGCAGCCGAUUUUUUGCCUUUAAGAGCGCCUCUCUCUCUCUCUCUCGCUUUCUCUCUCUCUGUCCCUCCCCAACGACUUCUCCGCCUCUGAAGCUGCCUUGGUUCUAUGGGUUUUUUUUUAAAGUUGCAUUCAAAAUGUUGCCAGCCCCUUAGAAAUAGCAUUCAAUAAGGCCGGGACAUUUGCAACGCUCCGCGAUUUUUAAUAGAACUUUUUUUUCCCCGACGCCGCUCCAUGUGAAAUUGACUCGCCGGGAGCCGGCCGCGAGGGGGAAAUUGGCGAGCCGAGCGGCUGUUCGGCGCUAGAUCCCCGGUCGGUUUCACUGCCCGGAUCUCCGGGGGAGAGAAAGAGAACCUUUUCGGCUAGGUGAUCGCAGAAGGAAGGCGAGGAACAGAAAGCGCUCGCCGGGGGAAGAAUUCUCCACGGUCUCCUUUUUUUUAAGGGAGGGGGAGAAAACUUUCUAAGAACUCCCCCCCCCCCCGAAGUACAUAGACUCGAACCCUCGGACUGUUUGACGAACUUUCAGCUCUUUAUCGGCGCUCUUUUCGGUUUCCUUUUAUUGUUGUUAUCACUUUUGAAAACUUUUUUUGUUUGGUCGCUUUGGCACGCGGGGACGAGGACUUUUGAAAAAACCCACCGCCUUCCACCAAGCCAGCUCGACUCUCUCCAGCCCAGCAAGCAUGGAAGUGACCACCGAUCAGCCCCGGUGGGUCAGCCACCACCACCCGGCCGUUCUCAACGGACAGCACCCCGACUCUCACCACCCCGGACUGGCCCAUUCCUACAUGGACCCCACCCAGUACCCUCUGGCCGAGGAAGUGGAUGUACUUUUUAAUAUCGACGGCCAAGGCAACCACGUCCCGUCCUAUUACAGCAACUCGGUGAGAGCCACGGUGCAGCGGUACCCGCCGGCCCAUCACGCAGGUGGCCAGGUGUGUCGUCCGCCUCUGCUGCACGGGUCUCUCCCGUGGCUGGAUGGGAGCAAAGCUCUGGGAAGCCACCACAGCGCCUCCCCCUGGAACUUGAGUCCCUUCUCCAAGACUCCCAUCCACCACAGCUCCCCCGGACCCCUGUCUGUGUACCCUCCGGCAUCCUCCUCCACUUUAUCCACGGGCCACUCCAGCCCGCACCUGUUCACCUUCCCACCAACUCCUCCCAAAGAUGUCUCCCCGGAUCCCUCCAUCUCGACCCCAGGCUCCACGGGCUCCAGCCGGCAAGAGGAGAAGGAGUGUAUUAAGUACCAGGUGUCUUUGGCUGACACCAUGAAGCUGGAGUCCUCUCAUUCCCGGACCGGCAUGUCCUCCUUAGGAGCGGCCUCCUCCUCGGCUCACCACCCGAUCUCCACUUACCCUUCCUAUGUCCCCGAAUAUGGCUCUGGACUCUUCCCCCCUAGCAGCUUACUAGGGGGAUCGCCGACCGGGUUCGGUUGCAAAUCCCGACCGAAAGCACGUUCAAGCACAGAAGGCAGGGAGUGUGUAAACUGUGGCGCUACCUCAACCCCACUAUGGAGGAGAGAUGGCACGGGGCAUUAUCUCUGUAACGCCUGUGGACUGUAUCAUAAAAUGAACGGGCAGAACCGGCCUCUGAUAAAGCCCAAGAGAAGGCUGUCUGCUGCAAGGAGAGCAGGGACAUCAUGCGCAAACUGCCAGACCACCACCACCACCCUGUGGAGGAGGAACGCCAACGGGGAUCCAGUGUGCAAUGCCUGCGGGCUGUAUUACAAGCUCCACAAUAUUAACAGACCCCUGACUAUGAAGAAGGAAGGCAUCCAGACCCGAAACCGGAAGAUGUCUAGCAAGUCGAAGAAGUGCAAAAAAAUCCACGACAGCUUAGACGACUUCCCCAAGAGCAGCUCCUUCAACCCUGCCGCCCUCUCGAGACACAUGUCGUCCAUCAGCCACAUUUCGCCAUUCAGCCACUCCGGGCACAUGCUCUCCACGCCGACUCCGAUGCACCCGACUUCCAGCCUGUCUUUCGGGCCUCACCACCCAUCCAGUAUGGUCACCGCCAUGGGAUAGAGUGCCGUGGGAAGCUUGUGCGUGCGCGAGAAAGACUUCCCUGCCGAAUGCUUUUCAGUUCUCAAAAUGAGAGGGACGUUGAUAUCCUUGCAUUGUCGCAGGCGAGAGCUUCUCCAUCCCAAGCCCCGAACUGCACAUGGAAAAGAAAAGAAGAUUAGGAAAAAAAAAAAGAAACAGCCCUGGUUGAAGUUACAGAACCUUACAUCACUGUGGGGGGUGGAAAUGGGACGGUUGUUGGUUGCUUUUUAAAGAUAAUGUGUGUUAUUUCCACCACCGCCAUCCUGAUCCCAUUUGUGAAUAAACCAUUUUGACACACGCUCGCUCUUGAACUGGGUUUCUAGUGCUGUGAAGAAGAAGACAUGCCUACGAUGACUUUCUCUCCCGUCCUUAUCUCCUUCUGUCCCAGACGAGCGGAUCGAUGCUGAAUACUGUAUAACUUAUAUUGUAAGAAAAUGCUGUACAUUUUUUUUUUGGAAGAAGACUUUUGCGUCCGGUUAGCUGUAAAGAAAUCGCUUGGAGUUAAUGCCCGAGGCACACAAUAAAGAACCAGGAGGGUCGUCGAAUGGUACCGAUCGAGCAGAACGAGGUCAAAACAGACAAAUGGACUGACUGCCAGCUAUGGGGCUUUUUUUUUUGUUCUUUCUCUCUCUCUCUCUCUCUCUAUGGGGCUUUCCGCACUGACAGAGUUGUACUGGUUUCUAUCUAGGUUCACCUCAGUGUAUCCGCACUGCAACUGAGC